This is a messenger RNA of Hydractinia symbiolongicarpus, 2643 nucleotides long. RefSeq lists its product as uncharacterized. The record is from RefSeq and is a predicted model, not a curated record. Lineage: Eukaryota; Metazoa; Cnidaria; Hydrozoa; Anthoathecata; Hydractiniidae. The transcript has 5 exons. Gene Ontology annotation, molecular function: catalytic activity. The coding region runs from base 1 to 2643 and encodes 880 amino acids.
AUGAACACUAUAGUCCUGUUUAAAACUCACAAAGAAAACUCUCACAAUUUUAUCCAAAUCCCUGGUAAACAUUAUAUACACCAAAGAUGUGCUAAUAUAACAUAUAAAAAUAAAAAAAAGUUAAACUUAAAAUUGUGGUCAUGUGAUGAUUGUAGUUCCCUUUCGUUUAAAGAAAUAACUAACGAUGAACUAACCAACUUCACCUAUAACUCCUUGUUAAACUGUCGUUGUCAAAGUAAAUUAAAUAUUUAUCACACCAACCAGUUUGACAACCUUUUAAACCUACCAGUCUUGACAAUCGAUAAUCCUAUUUCUGGGAACUCAUCUGUACCAUUUGUCCACAACUUCAAAUACUAUACUACUCAUGAAUUCCACAAACCUAGUAUGAAGGCCAACAUGAAUUCAAACAACUUGUCAAUACUACAUACAAACAUAAGAUCCUUUGCUAAAAACAUUAAUAAUUUGUGCAACCUAGUUGACCUUUUAGAUCAUAAAUUUGACAUCAUUGGACUUUCUGAAAUUUGGCAACAGAAUGGAUCAACAAUACAACCUGAAUCACUACCUGGUUAUCAUGUAUACGAACAUUGUUGUGGUACUACUAGAAACUCAGGGUGUGGGCUGUAUAUAAAAGAAAAUCUCAACUACAAGGUAAGACAAGAUCUUUCUACCUCUUUUUGUACUGAAAAUGAAGAGUUCCAAAUUUUAUUUAUAGAGAUACUGAAUGUUCACAAUGAGAACAUCCUAGUAGGUAUUACAUAUAGACAUCCGACAGGAAAAUUCAUAGACAAAUUUAAAAACAAUCUUGAAGAAAUCUUUGAAAAAACAAAAAAAGAGAAUAAGAAACAAAUUAUAAUGGGAGACUUCAACAUAAACCUUCUUGACUACAAUAAUCACUCUGAAACAAACACCUUCCUAGACUUUAUGUUGAACUUCUCAUUUCUUCCACAUAUAACGCAACCAACAAGGCUUAGUGAAAAAGGUAAAUACACUUUGAUUGACAACAUAUUUUACAAUGACAUCACUGAUAUAUGCACUAGUGGAAACAUUCUCAAUUCUGUGACAGACCAUCUCCCUAAUUUCAUAAUUAUAUAUCUAAAAUCAUUAGAUAGGAAUAAUCUUAAAAUGGUUAAAAGAGAUUUUUCAAAAUUCAAUUUGGAUCUUUUUAAAGAUGAUCUUCGGACAGAAAACAUCAACAAAAAACUGAAUAAUUUUGACAAUGUCAAUGACCUGAAAACCAAGAAAAAGGAUCACAAACAACUGAGAAAACCAUGGAAGAAAACUAGUGCCCAUCCUACAACAAUAAUUCAAAAUGGUAAAACUCUAACAAAACCAUGUGACAUAGCAUCAGCUGUCAAUCAAUACUAUGUGAAUGUUGCACCAAAUUUAGUAAAAAAACUUCCAAAAUCCAAGGAACAUUUUACACAUUUUUUGACAAAUCCUGUAAGUGACAGUUUUUUCUGUAAUGCAGUCACACAUGAAGAGAUGACUAGCACCAUAAUGUCACUUGAUGAUAAAAAAGCCAUUGACAUCUAUCACUUUCCAAUAAAAAUUUGGAAAGAUGUUGAUGAAAUAAUAGCUAAUCCUCUGUGUAAAAUUGUCAAUGAGUCCUUUUCAAGUGGUAUAUUUCCAGACAAGCUAAAAUUGGCAAAGGUACUUCCCCUCUUCAAAAGUGGUGACAGAUAUGAGGCGAAAAAUUACAGGCCUAUUUCCAUUUUGCCAAUCUUUGACAAAAUUAUAGAAAGACUAAUGCAUACCAGGCUGGUAUCAUUCCUUGAUUGUUUUAAUAUUAUUAACACCGCUCAAUAUGGCUUUCAAAAGCACAAGUCUACAAAUCAUGCUAUUUUUGAAGUUAUAAAUAAAGUCUCUCAAGCCUUGAAAAACAAAACACCUUCCAGUUGUGUAUUUCUUGACCUAGCAAAGGCAUUUGAUACUGUAGAUCACACCAUCCUUCUAAGAAAACUUCAUCAUUAUGGCAUCCGAGGUAUACAAAAUAAAUGGUUCGCAUCCUAUCUGACAGAUAGAAAGCAAAGUGUCUCCAUUCUGAAUAGUUUAUCUCCACCACUAAGCAUACAAUGUGGGGUACCCCAAGGUUCCAUACUUGGGCCCCUACUUUUCGUAUUAUACAUCAAUGAUAUUAGCAAUGCAUCCAAGGUCUUGGAGGUCACCCAGUUUGCAGAUGAUACUUGCUUAUUCCUAAAACGAAAAAACAAAUAUCUUCUUGUUAAGGACAUAAAUCACGAACUCAACAACAUCAGUGAAUGGCUGAUAUCAAAUGCUCUUAGUCUCAAUGUUAAAAAAUCAAAUUUUCUCUAUUUCAGGAACAAACAAGAUGAAGAAUCACCUUUAAUUAAAAUCAUGGGCUCUAAAAUCGAACAAAAACAGGUUGUCAAGUAUCUAGGUAUACACAUUGAUGACAAGCUAAACUGGGAAGAACAGGAAACACAAGUAAAAAUCAAAACAUCACAAGGUAUCGGCAUAUUGCAUAAAGUCAAACAUUUAAUACCAGCAUCGUUAAUGUAUAUGCCAGCUUCGUGCAAUCUCAUUUAUUAUACUGUAACCUUGCCUGGGGAUCUCCAUAUACCAAACUUGACAAACUUAACGUCCAAAUCGCUAAGGUUCAUAAAGUCAUUAAUAAAAUUAUAA